CACAGAAGCACCAGUUGGGUCUAAUCAAUCAAUAGACAAAAUUAAAACCUACGAUCUCUAGGUAAUGAAAUCUCUUUGAUGAUGAGAACGUACGCGAUGGACUAACAUAUGCUGCACAGUGGAUAUAUAUUUAGCAUCACACGCAGGCAGUAUUUAUGAUUGAGUUUCACGAUAGAGUUUGCUAUUGGUAAAGGCGCUAUAUAUCGAGUAUGAUCUGGUGUUCAAUAAGUAUACAAUAUAUAAGCCAAUAUGCGGCGCUUGGGAUUGCGCCAACCCACAAAGGCGCAAGGCAUUCAUUCAGAAGGCAAGCGUCCUGUCGACCUGCAAUCAUUGGAUGUUCAGAACUCAGAAUUGUCUAAAGGUCAAAAUGAGCAACACACUACAAAGGACUCGGCCAGCAUGGCAACAGAGAACACAGUUAAACACCGCACUGCGCACAGAGCAACCGUGGAUCUGCGCAUAGCUGGAUUGCUUGACGGCCUCGAUGACGACAGUUUUUUUGGGGACGAUAUGAUCAUAGCAAACGAACCAAGCACAGGUGUAGAUAAGAAUACAACAAUUGAGGCGAACACAGGCAUAAUUGCAUACACAGCUAUCAGGUUAAACCCAACACAUAGCAUCAAUACAGAGAAGGAUAUGGGCGCUAAACUUGACCGAAGGAAAGUAGGGGGCAUUAACAGUGCGGAAUACCAACAGAGUGAGAAUUCAAACGUCGAUGUUAUGACAACUGAAGAUGAGAAAAAUGCACAAUAUAUGGAUACGCAUGUGGGUACUGAUGAUGCGGGCGAUCGGGCCGCAAAUAUUGAUCGCGAGUUGAUGAACAUGUGUGCUCCAGUCUCAAUUGGUACUAACAAUAACCUCAGUGGUGAAAAUGGGUAUUGUGCUACGGACAGUAGGAAUAGUCACAGUGCUGUGCACCCAGGAAUGAAGCGCAAUGUGGAAUAUGGCUUUGGUGUAGCGAACAAUUUGAUAAAUCACAGUACUCAUGAUGCUGCACCAGGUCAUGGUGGCAAUGAUAGCCAUAGCGCUGUGUUUACCCACACUGUUAAUACACAUAGUGUUUUAAGUGGUGGCAAAGGGGUACUCACUGGCAGAGCUACCGAUGCAUCAGCUGUUUGCCAACAAAACGAAGCUAAUAAACUGACGGCUACUGUGGCAUCAUCAUUUGGCAGGCAAGAGACUGCACCGAUACCUCAUGAGCUACAAGAGGCGCGAAAGGGCCCAAAAGUUAAUGAAGAGAUGCAAAGGGUACCCUCGGUGUCGCCAAAUGGGCAGAGGGGCACUGAUAGUCUACACGAGGUGUACAUUGGGGGCCAAAGAUCUGUAGCAUGCAUACUUAGGAGGCCAAGCGAUGAUCUGGUUGAUCCACAAAUUGAAGAGCACUCGCAGGUGAGCCAGGCACAGUACGGCAUGACAGAAGACCUGAGUCCGGAAAGGCAGCGAUUAUCAGUUGAAAAGGGCCAGACUCCUGUUGCAAGUGGCGACCGAUUAAACAUAUCCUACUGGGUGUCCAAGAAGGCCGCCAGCGCCUAUCAGGCGUAUGCCAAUGUAGUGCAAAUGUUCGAGUGGCAGGCAGAGUGCAUGGCCUAUGCAGUGGAAGGACUUAAGAAGGGCAGAGGCAUUGUAUACAGCGCUCCUACAUCGGGCGGUAAAACUCUUGUGGCUGAACUACUCUUGAUUAGACGCAUCCUUACAACAAAGAAGAAGUGCCUGUUUAUUGUGCCUUACAACAGUAUCGUGGUGGAGAAAUCGGCCCAUUUCGUCAAGCUGUUCAAAACCCUUAACCUCGUGGUGUACAACUAUGGAGGUCCACAGAACACUUUUACUUUCGAGAGAGCGGAUUUGAUCGUUUGCACUGCAGAGAAAGCCAACGGCAUCUGCAACAAACUCAUCGCCGAGCAUAAGAUGCACACUCUUGGGAUGGUUGUAGUUGAUGAAUUGCAUAUGGUCGCCGAUGACAAGAGAGGGUCAAUUCUGGAGAUGUUGAUGAUCAAGAUCAUGGCUGCCAAAGCGGGCAUGGGCCACUCAAUUCCCACCACACAGAUAUCUACUCAGGCAUCAACACAGAUGCAAACACAGACACAGAUACAUACGCAGAUGCAAUCGCAAUCGUCGUAUAUGAUGAAUAUGACGCAGGCAGGACUGGCACAGACGCAGGAGCAAUUUUUAAAGGGAACGCAGAAUUGUACCCCAAAUAAUGGAGACACCCGCUGCAGCAUCCAGGUCGUCGCCAUGAGUGCCACAUUAUCUAAUCUGAAGGUGCUUGCAGAAUGGUUGGAUGCAGAAAUGUACGUCACUUCAUUUCGUCCGGUUGAGCUCGUGCAAUACUUCAAAUUCGGGCGCGGUAUCUACGACACAGAGGGUAAGUUCGUACGCGACUUCCUGCAAACUGCACCUGAUGAUCCUAAACCAGACUUUCUGGUUGAGAAACAGGACAGUACGAAGUAUGAGUACAAGCACGCUGCUGUGGACCAGAGUGGUCUCGCUCCACUAUGUUGGGAAACAGUGAAAUCGGGUCACUCGGUUCUGAUAUUCUGUCAGACGCGGAAGUUCUGCCAAAACUCGGCGCGUCUGGUCAACAACUGCAUGCCAUCGGCAUUGCAGACAGACGAAAGGGAAGCACUGGUAGACCUCGUGUCGCGCUAUAAACAGAUACCAACUGGCUGGGACAAAGAAUUGGUACCGUUGAUGCUCAAUGGAAUCGCAUACCAUCAUAGUGGGCUGACCCUGGACGAAAGAGAACUCGUAGAAGAAGGCUUUCGGCGGAAUAUCAUCAAAGUUUUAACCGCCACCACAACCCUCUCGUCUGGUGUCAAUCUGCCUGCACGGCGGGUGAUAUUCCGGACCAUUAUGCAGAGUCGAUGGAAUGUUACCAAAGUGAUGUACAACCAGAUGAAGGGUCGCGCUGGAAGAACUGGGAAGGACGAUAUGGGCGAGUCCAUUAUAAUAUGCAAAGAUCGCAAUGAAAAGCAAAUGGCCAUAGAGCUCAUGGGAACAGCCAUUCCACCCGUCAAAAGCGCCCUGGGCAAUCUGUCUGUGAAAUCACUCACCAAUCCUAGUGCAUCUAGUUCGGACAGAUCUGGCCCCAAAAGUGAGGCUACAGACAGUAAGAGUCCAGUAAACUCGUGGACCUCGAGCCGAGCAUGGAUGAACAUUCUGAAUUAA
Sphaeroforma arctica JP610 is the source of this 3165-nucleotide messenger RNA. RefSeq lists its product as hypothetical. Gene Ontology annotation, molecular function: nucleic acid binding; ATP binding. The record is from RefSeq and is a predicted model, not a curated record. The coding region runs from base 250 to 3165 and encodes 971 amino acids. NCBI's taxonomy places the organism in Eukaryota, Ichthyosporea, Ichthyophonida. The transcript is spliced from 16 exons.